Esox lucius (northern pike) is the source of this 2777-nucleotide messenger RNA. RefSeq names its product acid phosphatase 7, tartrate resistant (putative) (gene acp7). The coding region runs from base 135 to 1466 and encodes 443 amino acids. The record is from RefSeq and is a predicted model, not a curated record. Lineage: Eukaryota; Metazoa; Chordata; Actinopteri; Esociformes; Esocidae. The transcript is spliced from 14 exons. Gene Ontology annotation, molecular function: metal ion binding; acid phosphatase activity.
AUGGUGUAGUACACGAUUGCAAGAACAUUUAUCUGAUAAAGUUUUCUGUAAUGCGAUUGAGACAGUUUGGAUCCUGAAAAGCUGUGGUUCAUUUACGGGAAGCAGAAAAUCUAAACUGGUGCAAUAGUCAAAAUAUGGGGUCUGUUGGUGCUGUGUUUGUGUUGCUGAGCUUGGCACUUCUGUCGGUAUUGGGUGUCCCUCCAAUUGGGACCCAGCCUGAGCAGGUGCACAUUUCCUAUCCAGGGUUCCCUGGCUCUAUGGAGAUCACCUGGACCACCUUCAACGAGACGGACGAGAGCACUGUGGAGUAUGGCCUGUGGGGGGGCCGGGUGUUUGAGCUGACCGCCAAGGGCAACACAACUCUGUUUGUAGAUGGUGGGUCGGAGGGGAGGCAUAUGUAUAUCCACAGGGUCACUCUCACCAACCUAAGACCGGCCUCUGCUUAUGUUUACCAUUGUGGCAGUGAGGCUGGCUGGAGUGAUGUGUUUGCCUUCACUGCUCUGAAUGAGAGCUGUGGCUGGAGUCCCAGGUUUGCAAUAUAUGGGGACAUGGGCAAUGAAAACCCUCAAUCUCUGGCCAGACUGCAGAAGGAGACCCAGGUCGGAAUGUAUGAUGCCAUUUUACACGUUGGGGACUUUGCAUAUGACUUGCAUGAGGACAACGGCAGGAUUGGAGAUGAGUUCAUGCGUCAGAUCCAGUCCAUAGCAGCCUACGUGCCCUACAUGACGUGUCCUGGGAACCAUGAGUCUGCAUAUAACUUUUCCAACUACAAGAACCGCUUCAGCAUGCCAGGACGGACUGAAGGUCUAUGGUACAGCUGGAAUGUAGGGUCAGCCCAUAUCAUCUCUAUCUCCACUGAGAUAUACUUCUUUCUUGAUUAUGGCCUGGACCUCAUCUUUAAGCAGUAUGAGUGGCUUAAAAAGGACCUUGAGGAGGCCAACAGGCCAGAGAACCGGGCAGAGCGACCCUGGAUCAUCACUAUGGGACACCGACCCAUGUACUGCUCUAACAAUGACAAAGACGACUGCACACAAUUUCAGAGCUAUGUCCGCCUUGGGCGGAAUGACACCAAACCGCCAGCUCCAGGUCUGGAGGAUCUCUUGUACCUUCACGGAGUGGAUCUGGAACUGUGGGCCCAUGAGCACACUUAUGAGAGGCUGUGGCCAGUCUAUGGCUACAAGGUCUUCAAUGGGAGCAUGGAUCAACCCUAUGUGAACCCCAGAGCUCCAGUACAUAUCAUCACAGGCUCUGCUGGCUGCCGGGAGAAGCAUGACCCGUUUGUCCCUAACCCAAGGGACUGGAGUGCCUUCCGCAGUACAGAUUACGGAUACACCCGCAUGCAAGUGUACAACACCACCCAUCUAUACCUGGAGCAGGUCUCGGAUGACCAGUAUGGCAAGGUGAUUGACAGCAUAUGGGUGGUGAAGGAAAAACACGGCUUCUCAGCAUGGUUCUCAUCAACUUAGGACUCCAAGGAAAUCUUUUCUCAGGAAAAUGCACUGUAAAUAACAAAUUCUGUUGAACUGCGUUGUUAGCCAAUAUCAGACUAAUCCGCAAAAUGAUGAUUAUCCCAGAAAUCUAUGAAAUUAAUCUUCAUAUACAAGGCCAGCCAUGGAGGACUGUCAGUGUUUACAGACAUUUCAUAUUGGGAGGAAAAGAAGAUUUCCCAACUGUCUGCUAAAAAUGAUCAGACCUGGUUUCAGAAUCAUGAAGUGUAAUGAGUAAAUCAGCUGAAUAUAGUGGUCACAAACCCUAAGUGAGUGUUAAUUCCCAAUCAUAAGUCUCUAUUAAAUCGUAAUUGGGAGAAUUUUCUUCAACACUUAAUUAAGAAUAUUACUGUAACAAGGCACAUAACUUUCUAACUGGUAUCAAUAAAUCCUGUUAUUCCAAUUAUCAGUAUCUUUUGGUUUCCACCAGACACAGCAGUCACCCAAGCAAGCCAUCUCAGACAACAAUGGGCUCUGGUUACUCACAACCUUCCCUUCACAGGCAGACUAAUACAUAAUGGGUAACACUGUCUGGCCAAGACCUGGAAAUAUGUUUAAAAGAUAAAGUCUCUCCUGUAUUGUUAGUCUAAAGUUCUGCAGCCUCCGUUGGCUUGUCCAACACAACAAUAAGGAUUUGUGUUUGUCUGUGUGUCUUUUAAAAACCUCCACAAUUAUAGUUAAACAAGGAACAUUUGGCCUUGUGGGAACAUUUUGCCAGGAAAAAGGCUAUUUACCGGAUAGAAUUAGGGUGUUUAUGAGUUAGGGUUAGGAUUUGUUUAAGGUUAGGAUUUUGGGGUUACAGUUAGGUUAAGGUUAGGGUUAGUAAUUAAGGGAGAUGGGAGAUUUUGAAUGUGAAUACAUUUGUCUCCCCACAAGGUUAGAGAUUGUUAAGCAGUGUGUGUCUGUGGGUUUCCGUUUACACGACUGCUAAGCGACUAGCUGUUAGAAUGCAGUAAAUAAGACUGGGUCCGGACCAUAUCGCACACAACCGUUCUGCCUGCUGAAUAAAAAGACCCUGUCAAGUCCAGGGGUUUACUCAUUACGUCACAUGGAUCAACAUCCCAGGGUGAAAAAUAGGGAGACGCUACCAUCACCGUAGAAGUACUGUAGAAGUACACAGGUAGUUUAAGGUCCACUUAUACACAUUCAAACAGCCAUUCUCUUCUACUGAUGCUCUGUUUGUUUUACCACAUUAACAAUGUAAUUAAUGUGAGUCUUAAAGUAGUGUUCUGUCUUGACAAUUCCUAUGUUUCAAAUAUUAAAAUAAACACAUUUUCAAGAGGAAAAUAA